AUGCCCACCAAAUACUGUAAGUCAAGUGAGAAGGUAUGUCCUGCAGGUCCCCCCGGAUAUCCUGGUUCCACGGGAGCGAGGGGACCACGUGGCAGGAGGGGACCAAAGGGAAAGAAAGGUCCUCAAGGUCCCAUAGGACCUCCUGGAAAAUCUGGAAAAACAGGAAUGAUGGGCUUCACAGGACCGAAAGGAGUAAAGGGAGAUAAAGGAGAAUCUGGGCCAAAAGGCAUGCCGGGACCACCUGGAAGUCCUGGGAAAUCGCUAUCUGCCCCACAAGUGAUGUUGUCGCCAGCAGAGCAGACACGAGAUGAGAAAGGAAAUACGGCAUUUUAUUGCACGGUUGUAGGAAACCCUUCCCCAGUCGUGGAAUGGCAAUUUAAGGGCACAAAGCUUCUGUCAGGUGCAAAGUAUCUGAUUAAACAAGGAGAGUUGAUCGUUAGAAAUCUGAAUUACAGCGAUGCUGGACCGUACACAUGUGCCGCCAGGAACAUUCUUGGAUCGUCUGAAGCCACUGGCAACUUGACUGUUCGAGGUAAGAGGAGCAUUUAACUUAGAGUUUUGUUAUAUCUGGCUGCUUGAUUUUGUAGGCCUCUUUGUGCUCUGAGAAUGCGAGAAUACGAGGUUGGAAUAUAAAAAUGACACCGUUGUUUAAUCAUUUACUUUUAUCUCCUCUUUCAUUUUUUCCUUAUUUUUUCAGCAGUGUAUAACGCCAAACUUGAAAUUUACUCACUUACACCUUAAGCUGAUGAUCAAGGACUAUAGAGUAGUCACGAGUAUAGUUCAACUUUUAAUCUGAGCCAUACAAACGUAAAGACAUUAAAUAAUGUUAAAGAUAAUAACACAUGACGGGAAUAUUUGGACCUUACAUGAACGCGAGGGCGCACAACACAAUCCUUCUCCUCCUUUCUUUUUAGCUUAGACCACCAGGGGAGGUUACUUAGGUUAAAUUUUUGCAGGAUAUGUGCCGCUGGCCUCUCAAAACGCCUACCCCAUUAUAUUCUAUGCAUGCUGGUCGCUCAUGUACUGGCUCUAUUUCAGGUCUUCCAUUCUUCAGAAAAGUUCCACCUUCACUUGCCACACCAGUUCAAGGCACGACGUUUCAAGUAACAUGUCAAGCUGACGGAUAUCCUCGCCCCGCGAUAACCUGGACUAGAGCAGCAAUGCCCUUACCUGCUGGAAAGACUAGUAUAAACCAAGGCACACUUACCAUUAACAACUUGAGUCCUGCUGACAACGGUUUUUACGACUGCGUAGCUACUAACAUUAUGGGAACAAAGAAGAAAAGACUCAACCUAGCAGUACAAGUGCAUCGUUCAGGUUUGUAUUGAAGGCACCGUCUCACCCUGUAUAUACCUGAUUCAAGAAAAGGUUGCUUUGGUAAUUGGGCACUGGGCAUUUGGGCGAACGGAACUCAAUGCAAUGAAUUGCUUGAGUGUCCACCAAACAAUAGCUUUCCAGUGCGCAAUUAUACAGUGCCCCCCCCGGGGGGGGGGGUACUUCCAUACAUUACCUAUACGGGUAUGUGCCGCCCAAAGGGGUCGUGAUUUUGAAGCUCCUGAUUUAGAACGGGGUAUCCAUUUCAGAGGCGUUUUCUAGAACGGGGUAUAAUAUUUCGAACGCACGAAAGCUCCACUUUUGUAAGCAGCCAUUUGAAAGUAAUCAAGGACAGAUUGCUUUUAACAAUACGGUUGAAUGCGUUAACAAGCAAACCGUUGUACUCUUGUUGCACCCUAGAACGGAGUAUAAAAAAUUGGCCAUUUCUAGAACGGGGUAUCAGUUUUAGGGCGAAUUCUAGGACGGGGUAAAAAAAUUGACCCAUUUCUACAACGGGGUAUCAAUUUUAGGGGAAACUUUUUUUUUGAACGGGGUGCCAAUUUGGAGUCCCGGGCGGCACAUACCCACCCAAAAAAUACCCAAGUGCCCGACUAACGUACUUCAUCGCAGGUUUUUGGUGAAAUUUGCAAAUUUCGGCUAAGAAAAAACACUCGAUCGAAUUUGUUUUAUGAGAAUAAGGUAUUUACUGUUUUUAAUUAAUAAUAAUCAUUAUUAUCGUCAUCAUUAUGACAGGCACAAGGACAAUGUCGCUAACUUAGCUUACAAAAGUUCUGUUUCAUUUCUUUUAGCUUCUGGUUCUGGCCGGUAUCAAUACGACUCAAAAGCCUUCUUAUUUUCGCUGGUAAACAAGCCAGGAUGGGCGCCUGUCAAAUUGUCUCAGUCAGGACAAUCUAGUUCUAGCAGAGCACAUUCCAUAUUCUUUCGCUCAACCUAUGGGCCUACAUUCGGAGGAGGACAUGACAUUAACAUCAAAAACUACGCGUCAUCUAAUAGCAAUUCUUACAGCGAACUUGGCUAUACUUACAGCCCACCGAGCGGGUACAGCUACGGCAGCACCUUCGCACGAACAUUCCUGGCAGGAACAUACAGCUUCACACCAGACGAAGUUGAAACCUUUUACGAAACAACCUAA
Molecule: messenger RNA, 2467 nt
Organism: Porites lobata
Lineage: Eukaryota; Metazoa; Cnidaria; Anthozoa; Scleractinia; Poritidae
Source: the annotation of a GenBank genome assembly